Messenger RNA from Cyclocybe aegerita, 618 nucleotides. The record is from the annotation of a GenBank genome assembly. Lineage: Eukaryota; Fungi; Basidiomycota; Agaricomycetes; Agaricales; Hemipholiotaceae.
AUGUUCUCGAAUAGCGACAAUGUCUUGAUCCACGGUGGCGUAUUCAACCAAACCGGUGCAACGAUCCACCAUCAUCAAUGGCUCCCGCGCGACGGGUUUGACAUAUUACAUGGCCGAAUAGUAUCAAACGCAUUCCACAACUCUAGCGAACAAUUUGACGCUCCGAAAUGUCACCCUAACACACGCACCUCUGUUCUCGAAACCAUAAUGGAAUGGGUCACGCAACACCAAGUUGUUCGGCUGAAACCCUUGUUGUGGCUCUAUGGCGCAGCUGGAGCCGGCAAGUCCGCGAUUUGUCGAACAAUCGCGGAAAGGUACUACGGAGAAGGAUUACUGGUUGCCACUUUCUUCUUCUCGAGGACACCAUUCGAACACAACAGCGUUGAAGGAAUAGUGGCGACUCUGGCGUACCAACUCGCCCUAUCUAUACCUUCGACGCGAGAUCAUGUGCGGCAAGCUGUUGAGAACGAUCCAUCCAUCUUCGAGCGCGAUCUCGGCGAACAGUUCGAGAAAUUAAUUGCACAACCCGUGCUUCUUUCUCUCUCGCCCCAAGUGCUGCCCAAGCCUUCCAGGUUACCCCCAAAGCUCGUCAUCAUUGAUGGAUUGGACAAGUGUUAA